UUUUGACAGUGUCUGGUGAUUCAUCUCAUAUAUUUGAUUUAUCAUGUAGUUAUUUCUAUUAUGUGCAGCAUUGAGUCUGUUUUUUCCAGACAGAAGAGGCUUGGAAGAAGAGAACACUUAGUCUUAAUAAUGAAGCAGUGUCUCUGCUGAGAUAGACUUUUAAGUAAAUGUGUAUUUUCUCUUUAAGAAUGAUUCUUUAUUGAAUAAAACGAGCACUGGAUGAUUCUCUGGCAUUAUUUCCUCAAAUCAAUAAUCGAUAAACAUGUUGGGAUCAGCUGCAGAUGAUGUGGAUCCAACUCCUCCUGUGUAAAGCCUGUCUCUUUAACUGAGGUAUUCUCAGGACGGGGAGGGAGGGGGGACUGGGUUCAUCGGGUUCAUGUAGUAUUGGACGCCUCCUCCCAUUUCAGGUUGGCUGCUUCCCUGGCUCCUCGGCGCACGGGGCGGCUGUAAGGCUCAUAGGUGAUGGAGGACGGCGGUGAAGUUUGCGGAGGAAACGACUGAAUAGUGGAGCUUGACCUUUAUUUGGGACGCAGAGGCUCGAUCAGCUGAUGAACAGAACUAGCUGCCAUUUUCAGGUCAUUCGAGGCGUCGGGCUGAGCUGAGCGGCUCCUGCCGGGUGCAUGAAUAAACCCGCUUCAUUCGUCUGAGAGUCGCCCACUGGGAUGGGGGAUCGCUUUGUCCUGGUCUGUCUGCUGGAGGAACAUAAACCAUGAUGGCUGAUGGAUGUUGCAGAGGGAUGGACAGAGGCAGGGGGAAGAUUGCAUCAGACUCUCUACCGAGACCCACAUAUCCCCAGCAGUACGUCCAGAGCGGGUCGCAGCAGCAGCAGCAACAGCAGCAGCAGCAGCAGCAGCAGCAGCAGGGCAAUGACAUCCAGGAGUUAGCUUCCAAACGCGUCGACAUCCAGAAGAAACGCUUCUACCUGGACGUGAAGCAGAGCGUCCGCGGACGCUUCCUCAAAAUCGCCGAGGUGUGGAUCGGGAGAGGCCGCCACGACAACAUCAGGAAGAGCAAGCUGACGCUGUCCAUGUCCAUGGCCCCCGCGCUUCGCUACUGCCUGGGAGACUUUAUAGAUUAUUACGCCCGGAUCGGGCUGCGGGGGGGCCUCGCGCCGCCGCAGCUCGAGGAGCACAGCAACAACGGCCAGGGCCGCGCGCACGAGUCCCGCAGGAGAGCGCAGGAGCAGCACGCGGCGCUGUCUCCCACCGGAUCCGCGGUGUCCGACGACCAUGCCCACCGCGUCCUCAAGAGCGAGUUCAUCGAGAGGGACAACAGAAAGUACUUCCUGGACCUGAAGGAGAACCAGAGAGGCCGGUUCCUCCGCAUCCGGCAGACUGUCAGUAAAGGACACGGCACCAUGGGCUACUACGGCCAGGGUAUCGAGCAGACCAUCGUGCUGCCUGCGCAGGGGCUCAUCGAGUUCAGAGACGCGCUGUCGCAGCUCAUCGAAGACUACGGCGACGAGGACAGCGACGACCGCGGCCGAGCCGGGUCUAGGAACCACGACGACAGCCCCGAGCUGCCGGAGGCCGCGUCCUUUCGCGUGGACAACAAGAGGUUUUACUUCGACGUCGGCUCCAACCGGUACGGUAUCUUUUUAAAAAUCAGCGAGGUGCGGCAGCCGUACAGAAACACCAUCACGGUCCCGCUCAAAGCCUGGGCCCGGUUCGGAGAGAACUUCAUCCGGUACGAGGAGGAGAUGCGACGGAUUUUCUCGUGUCACAAAGAGAAGAGGACAGACGGCCGUCAGGACAGCGAGGAGCAGGACUGACCUUCACAGGAGGCGGUCUGUGAUGGUCCCGGGGUCCGUGUCCUACCUUGACUUUGUGGCUCAUCUGCCAAGGGCUGGUAACGACUCAUCAACCUGCCAAGAAGUCAUUCACUCAUUAGCCUGAUGCUACAUCAUGUCUCAGUGCUGGGUCCUGCACUUUAGCCACUUAGCCCCCCCCCCCCCCUCUUUAAUUAUAACAGUGCACUGUCACACAGGUGUCAUACAGGUGACACAUGGUGAAGCCACUUUAACAUGUGUUGGUUAACAGCACUAACACAUGAAGUUUAUGAAUCUGAGCUCAGAGUAGUUCAGUUUUUAUCUAAAGUACAAAUGAAGAAAUUAUUCUAAGAAGAAAAUAAAAGUUUAGUGAUGAUAUUUAUAUUUAAAUUCAAAGUAGGAGUGAGGAAUUAGCUUGUUUGGGGCCCCCUGCUGGCCCCUGAGCUUGAAGCAGGAACUGAGAGCAACACACAUUAGCUGCAUCAGCUGAGGCUGCAGCACACACUGCACCGCCUGCAGAGGAAGAGGAAGGAGUGAAGGUGCAGCCUGCUGCUGUACCGAGGGUGCAGGGGGUCAGUGGAGAGACAGGCUCAGUGCUGCUGUGUGUUGCCCCUCAGUCUGUGGCUACACUGGAAAUCCAUUAUUCAUCAUAACAAGUACAAUUUAAUUAACAUUGCUACAUUUCACACACACACACACACACACACACACACACACACACUCACACACUCACACACAUAGGUCAUAUUGUGUAAAAUGAACUGACGCUUCCUGGUUGGUGAGCUGAGCAGGUAAAACACCUGCAUUGUGUGAAAUGUAGCAAUGUGCUGAUUAGAUGCUAACCUGGUGUAAAAGGUGUAGUGCUGCAGAGUCCAGCCUCAGAGGAGAACCAGGACCCAGAGUGCUGCUGUGUGGUGUUUCUGGUUCUGGAUCAGGCUCAGACUGGACUUGGUACAUUUCACCGGUCAUCACCUGUGGCAGACACCAACACAGCCCUGCCCCCGUCAGUCUGACAUAACUCACCAAACAGUUUACAAAGAUUAACAAAGAGACAAACAUGAAUCAGAAAUAUUUAGUGUUUAGUGCAAUUUAUCCUCUAACACAGGCACUUAGUCCACACACACACACACACACACACACACACACACACACACACACACACACGCACACAAACACACACAUACACUUGUUUGAUGCCUCAAACACUUGAAAAAGAAUUGAUCUUAUAUGAAAUCUUCCCUGAGAACAGACAGUGGCUGCUGCCACUCAUCUCGUCGUUACUAUAGUUACCUGUGUUUGUGUACUUGCAUUAUUUACACUAACUGAAGGAAAAGUAUUGAACCUGCUACAGCUCCACAGCCUCACAGCUGCAGCUGCACUCGUUCUCCUUCAGUCUCUGGUCUGAUGUGGACUCAGAGGUGUUUGGCUGAGUUCAUCAUCAUGAGAGAGAACAGACCUGAACCACCAGGAGGGAUCAGAUCCCAGUGUGGACAGCAUCUGCUCUCUCCCAUGAGUCUCAGACAGAACUGAAACAUCCAUCAUAGAUCAGACAUCAGGCAAAGAGCAGCUGUGAGGGAUACCUGCAGGACUAGACCUGUGGUACCAGACCUGUAGUACCCAGACUUGUGGUACCAGACCUGUUGUGACCACUCAGAAUAAAAAAGAUUGUGUGAGGAGCCACAGAGAUUCUUCUCCUCAGAUUCAUUUAUACUAUUUGAAGAAUUUUUGUGACAUGAGAAAAAAUUCAGUAAAAAACAGAGAUUAGAUCAAAGUCUGACAGAAUGUUUCAGAAAUAUAUUUCUUCUGCUUCUUUCUCCUCUCAAUCAUCUCCUGACCCCUGAGAUUUAACUCACGACCCCCUGGGUCCCUGACCCUCAGACUGGGACCCUUCAGUGCAGGUUGUGUAGUGAUGCCUUUAAAACUCUCGUAGAUACUUGAAACAUUGAGAAUGAUAUUUCUAUUUGACUUCAGGCCCCUCAGACCUUCACUCACUGACAGUAUCUGAACUCGUCUCCGUCACCUGCUGCUCAGAGAGUGAAGUGAUGUGAGUCAGUGGAGCUGUGGACAUGUGUUGACUCAGUCACAUGAACAGGUGAAGGUAGAGGCUGGUUACCUUGAUGUCAGUGAACACCUCGUCGGUGCUCCGGGUGGAUGAAUGAGUGGUCGACAUGAAAACGUGUCUGUGCCAGUGUGCUGUGUCCUUCACCUUCCUCUGAUGAUGAGGAGGAGGUGACGUGUCAGCGUGUUGAUGUCCUGUGUUGUUAUUGGCUGCAGGUCCAUAAACAUUCAUGAGGUGCAGCGUCUGCAUCACAGCUGGAUGUGAGUCUGAGCUCUGAGCUGUGUGACCUGCAUCCAGUCAGAGCUGCUCGCUGAAGACAGAGCUCAGCUCAGAUACUGAUCUGCUGAUGGUACGAUCCAGAGCUCAGGACCUCCCUCUGAUGGAAAAAAGAAAUGGACACAGCACAUCAAGAAGUUUAAUUCAAUAAAAUAAAAAAAUAAAAAAAGAUGAAUUAUUAAACAUAAUUAAAAUUCAGUUUUCAAAGACAUUUAAAAUCACAGCACUGUGCAGAAGUUUUAGGAGUUGGGGGUUUUAAUUAUUUCUCAGUGAACUUCAUCCAGAUUAAAGAGAAGAAAUCUCAGGCUACGUCCACACUGAUACGUGCUACUUUGAAAACUCCAGGAUGUGUUCUAGUCUGGACGAGCUGAAACUGAUGACACAUGACUUGUGUCUCGCCUUCUGAUUGGCUCUCAUCAGCCUCAACUAACAGUUGUGAAUACAACAUGAUAAUGAAUUACAAGUGUUACUGAUCUUCUUGUUUUUGCUAGCAGCUGUUCAGUUAAAUUCUGUAUUUUAAUGCUACAUCUGUCUUAACUUCUUCUGCAGAGAAGAUAAUCUACUUCCUGUUUACACCGGCUCACACAUGCCCAGUGGACGUCAAUGGUCACGUCAUAUGUGUUUUCAGGUGUGUUAGUGUGGACAGAGAUCGUUUUAGUUUUAAAAUGGAAACGUAUCAGUGUGGAUGCAGACUAAAUCAGACCAGUAUUUGCUGCGACCUUCCUUUGGCUUUUAACCAGCACCACUUCUUCUCAGUACAUCUGCUCACAGUUCUGCAUGGUACUUUAUGACUGGUUGUAUUUGGACUCGUCCUGAUGCUAGGUGACUCUUCGACCAAUCAGAUUCCUCCUGGUGAUGAUGAUGAUGAUGAUGAUGAUGAUGAAGAGUCUCUAUAACGUUUGCACAGUGCUGUUUAUUUUCCAACAUUGGCAGUAAAAUGUCUAGUCAAAGAUCCUGUCGUGAUCUUUCAUACAUGGUAUCUGCUACGUACAGGUACGUCUUACAGACUGGGCUCUGAUUGGCUGGCCGGUGUCCAGAGAUGGUUCAGUUUGAAGACAGAUGAAAACAGCUUCUACCAUCCUGUUACAUCUGACACACAAAAUACAACCUUCUUAUUUUGUGUUGUGUUUAUUGUGCGACUCACAGUAUCAUUGGAUGAUAUGAAACUGCACGAGGUUCAUACUGAGCUGUGAUUAAAUGAUCGAAUUAUCUAAUAAUGCAACAGAUAAAUGUAAUCAUCUUUCAAAUGUGGAUACAAGCAUCAAAUUUGGUAUGAUUAUUCCUACGGGGCCAUUAAUUUGAAAAAUCCCAGUAGCCACUUCAGAAACAUAUAUUUUACCACAGAAUUUUACCCACUGGAUAAAAUAAUUUUGUAAUGUCAUCAUAUGUUUUAGACUAUGAGGAUGUCAAAUUCUCAACUCUUACAUUUCCUCAGAGCCUUAUUUGUGCAAUUUUCUAAUGUGUAAUGUGAAAAAUUUUUAUUCAUUAAUUUAUAUCAUUUAUUAUGAACAAUGAACCAAAAGUUCUGUAGGUUAAUAGUCUCCUUGUUUACUUGUCUUAACAUUAGCUCACUAGGCUUAGUCAGUAGCGCUAGGCUAGUUAGCGAGCAUUUUUGUGAGUAAUUUUUUUUUGUGAGUAAUAUUUUGUCAAUUUUUUAUUACAAUGUACUAAAUUUCACCAUCUACAUUGUUAAAAUGUUUGAAUUGACACAUAGAUUAUUCAUAUGAGAAAAUAGUGGAUGAACUUAUUGCAAAACAUUUCCUUGCCAGAAAUGGCGGCCAGCUACAAUUUUUGAGUGGCUAACAUGUUUUAUCAAAGGAGUGAUACUGAAGGAGGAUUUUAGUUUAGUAUUUGUAUCCACAUUUCAAAGAUUUCGCUGAGAGAUGCAGUUAUCUGCUGAGCUAAAAGAGCAGAGUCAAAACUAAGCUCAGUAUUGUCCUCUGAGCAGCUGAAGGUGUCUGAGUCCAACUCUGUAUCUCAGUGAAGUGAUGCUGUCAGCUCUGACUUCAGUGUCAUGUUCACUGUGAUGACACAAUGUCUCAUUUUGCAUCUUAUUAUUUGGAGGAAAUAAUUCAGAGGAUGUUGAGAAGACUCAACAGGGAAGAGGUUUGGACAGGUGGCAGCCACUCGUGAUGCGUUCAGGCGCAUGAGAAGCACAGGACUGGCUGUGUUUGGUGUGUUGUUGAACUGUGAUGGUUCAGUGAGUCGUUUUAUUUUCAUAUAAAUGAUUAAAGUUCUAUAAAUCAUCGUAGGAAGUAUUGAAAGCACAAAUAAUUUAGAAUUAGAAUAUAUAUGAAAAUCUUUACACUGAUCUGAUUCAGCUCCAGAGUCUCAGACAUGAAGAUGAAGACCUGGUUUUAGUCUGAAGGUUUAACGGUCUUUUGUCCCUUCAGUUCCAAAUAUGACCCCAAAAGCACUUUAAAGAAAAGCUGCACUUUGUUCUGCUGCUUCGUGAUCAGCUGAUUAGAGGGAGCGUCUGUCCAGGCCUUUGGUGUGAAGAGACAAUCAUGGAUCCCUGCUUAGAGAAUCUGAGGAGCUGAACCUAGACCAGCUCCUGGUCUGAGUCUGUCUCACUGAGAGGACAGUUCAGCUCUGUGUGUGUGUGUGUAUUGAUGUAAACUGAGACUCUUAAGUCUCACUGACCUCUGUGAGAUGAGCCCAGCGUAGACUGAAGUUGUCAGUGUUCAGACCAGGUCCUGUUGGGGGACAGGACCUGGUCUGAACACUGAACACUGACAGCUUCACAGAUUCCAUGAGACCAGUGAUGAGUUCAGGAUGAAGAUGAUCUUGGCUCCACAACCUUUCUUCUUCUUUUCUUCUUCUUCUUCUUCUUCUUCCCUUCUUCUUCCCUUCUUCUCCUUCUGUCCUGCUCCUGUCUUCUCUGUGGAGUCAGUGGUGGAUCCUUAUUAAAAAGCUGAGCAAGAUUUUAAUUAUUUGUACAGAAUCAGUGACCCUGAUUUAAAAAUAUAACAAAUUAACCUUCACUUUCAUUCCUCCAACACACACACACACACACACACACAUAUGUGUGUGUUUGCGUGUGUGUGUGUGUAUAUACAGUUGGUGUCAAACACACGACUGACAGAAUCUUUUAAAUUCAUGUAGAAAACAAACAUAAAAACUCUGAAACAGCUGAGAGCUGUUUUUUUUUACAGACUGUUGAAGUGAAGCGAAGAAACCAGGAAGUGAUGCUUCCUCAGCUCUAUGUGACAUCAUCAACUUUACUGAAUGAAACGUGGUAGAAUCCAGAUGUUUUCUGGAGCGUCCAGUCUCACACAGAGAACCCUUCCUGCUUCUAAGUUGACCUUCUGUUCUGUUCUGUGUUCACACAGUUUCUCUGUGUGCUCACUUUCACCUUCAUCUCCACAUGAAGUGGUUUUUAAAGUUGAUAUCUGGAUAAUAAUUAUUUGUGCCAAAUUAUAGACUUAUCAACAGGAAAUAUUCUCGGUAAAUUAUUCAGAAACAAUGGAGCCAUUACUGAUUAUUUUCAUGGCUCCAGAUCCACCAGAUGAGUCAGACAGCUGGUGGUGAAUGUGGGCUGGUGGAGGUCAGGCUGCCUCACUGACAGAGAACAGCAGCUGUGGUCAGGUUCAGGCUCAAAACGGAGCUGAACUUCAUUAUUUUCUCUGUCACUUUCAAGAAUCCUGACUCAAGGUUCACUGCCCAACUCUUUCUGGAGCUUUCAACCACAUCCCACAGUCUUCUGUUGACCGGUCCUCCAUCUGUUGAGGAAGACCGUGAUAUGAAGUUUAAAUGACCUUUCACCUGCAUCUCACGGUUGACUCAGUGAGACGCAGUUUAAAGCUGUGGAAAAAGCUAACACGUGGUUGACAGUUAACAUUUUAGUUUUUUUAUUUCCCCUGUCCGUCUGUUCACUCUGAGGUUUUAGAUAACAUCAUGUCAGAGGUGUAGCUGAGAGCUGGUGUCAGGGCGUCAGAAUCACAGUAUGAAAGCACAACCAGAAGCAGUGUAUUCCCGCCACAGUCUGACCACAGCUGCUGGAAAGAGGUUGUUGUGAUAAACGUACAAACUGACGGUCUGCUCCUUUAAGUCUGGUACCAGCCGAUAGGAAGCUACAGGAGGAAGCGGCAGGAGGAGGGCUACAGGAUGUUGGACUCUGAUGAACAACGUGAUGAACUAUUAACAAAGAUCUAAUGUUUCCAACCCUGACGCCUUAAAGCGCCUCCACAGCGACAGUGGAGGUGCCUGUUGAUGCUUAUUUUGACUCAUGUGCUUUAUAUUAUCAGAUAGAAACGAUUCAAAAAGAAAAGUCCACCAGUGGAAACAGAGAACAGUCAGUCAGAUCUCCGGCAGAGAGGUGUGGCUCACCUGGACAAAGUGUACGUGUGUGUCUGUGCUUGUGCAGGUAGAGUGAUGUGAGUGUGUGCAUCCUGAAGAAGACGUCUGUUUGCUGUUUCGUUGCUCUUCUGUUCAGCAUCAGAGUUUCAGAGUGGGAAAUGUACAUGUGUGGUCAAACCAUUUAAAAUGAACUGAAGUGAAUAAUGACAAUGUGAACAGGUGUAUAUUUAGAUAAAUGUAAUGUAAUACAUUGGUGUGUCCUAUAGUCCUGUAGAGUAAGACUAAAAAACAAGGAGGUUCUGUACUCUAGCACUUUCUUUAACGUGUACUGUAUUAGUUCAUCUUCUACAUGUAAAGUACUGUAUGAAUAUUCAUUACUUGCCUUGUAACGUUUGAAUCAAUGCUACGUUUAGAAAUGGUAAACAAGAAAACAAAGUUUUUAGAGUGUAUGCAUGCCAAUGGUCGGGUCCCAGUACAAUAGGAAAACUAUAUGAAAAAAUGGUGCUAUGUUACAUUAUAUAAAGGUGCUUCUAUGGACCCCAGCUGAAUGCAUGCAGAGGAACUAUCAAAGUAGAAAAAAGAGAAACUCGAUGUCCGACAGCUGUUCUCAAAUAGUGCUGCUUCCCAAAGAUGUCGGAAAUUUGGAAAUUCCAACUUACUCUGUUAAAAUGCGACGGCCCGCCACAGGAACCUGACACCAUGUGUGAGCUCCUCCUCCAAACACACUCACUGACGCAGUGAGGGGACGUCGCAUUUUAACCAGGACUAAGUUUCAGUGUCGUGUUCUUCCCUGUUCUUCACCCCUGGAACACAAGGAGGUGGUUCUCACUCAGCUGGGAAUUUCUAACUAAAGACUGCAGAGGGAGAAAUCCUGAUCACAAACAGUCUAACUGUAAAUAUCAUCCUCACUAGCCUCCUCAGCCCAACCAGAACCAGAGCCAGAACCAGGACCGGGCUGAGUCUGUCUGUGGCCCUGAGCCAGAACGACAUGAUCCAACAGUGUGCGAGACUGUAUCAGCAGUCGGUCGUGUCUAUUUACAGUUAUACUGCCUUUGUGACAGAGGUCUAAAAGAUCUAGAGACAAUCUACUGACAUCAUUUUGUACUUACUUCUUCAGAUGUUUAUGUGUUAAUAAUAAGUUCUCAUGUAGCAGAGUUAAAGGACAGCAAACAUCACUACAGGUCAAAGGUCACAGUUGUUUGAGUUCGGAAACUUGUGCUGAUUGUUGCUGGAAAAGAGUCUGGAAAUGAAAAUCUGUGUUUAUUGGUUGUACUGGUCAUCGUUCUCUUUCUGUUUUUCAUUAAAUGUUUUACAGGAUUA
Molecule: messenger RNA, 9722 nt
Organism: Seriola aureovittata
Lineage: Eukaryota; Metazoa; Chordata; Actinopteri; Carangiformes; Carangidae
Gene: purg
Product: purine-rich element binding protein G
Exons: 1
Coding region: 710-1771 (353 amino acids)
Biological process (GO): regulation of transcription by RNA polymerase II
Cellular component (GO): nucleus
Molecular function (GO): purine-rich negative regulatory element binding; DNA-binding transcription factor activity, RNA polymerase II-specific; RNA polymerase II transcription regulatory region sequence-specific DNA binding
Source: RefSeq, a predicted model, not a curated record